AUGUCUGCCCCCCAGAGCGAAGCCUUCAAGCAGGCUGUCACCGACAGCAAGAAGCUUACCGCCAAGCCCGGUAACGAUGAGCUUCUUGAGCUCUACGGCCUUUACAAGGUCAGCACCGGCGAGGACAUCUCCAGCGCUCCCAAGCCUGGCAUGUUCGACCUCAAGGGUAAGGCGAAGCAGAGUGCGUGGCAGAAGGUCGUCGACGAAGGCACCACCCCCGAACAGGCCCAGGAGAAGUACGUCGCCCUCGUCAACACUCUCAAGGAGAAGUACGGCUACGACGCCAACAAGGAGCCCGAGGCUGUUGGCAACUAA
Colletotrichum higginsianum IMI 349063 is the source of this 315-nucleotide messenger RNA. RefSeq names its product Acyl CoA binding protein. The transcript has 3 exons. The coding region runs from base 1 to 315 and encodes 104 amino acids. Gene Ontology annotation, biological process: fatty acid metabolic process. NCBI's taxonomy places the organism in Eukaryota, Fungi, Ascomycota, Sordariomycetes, Glomerellales, Glomerellaceae. Gene Ontology annotation, molecular function: long-chain fatty acyl-CoA binding. The record is from RefSeq and is a predicted model, not a curated record.